AUCCCUGACGCUGUGGGGAGACAGUGAGGCCCAGAAAGCAGAUACUGCACCGAUGGGCACAAUACGAAGAGCUAGAUAGAACCGUUACCAUGCACAUAACACCAAGAGCCUCACAUUAUGCAUGGCCAGUGGUGCGGGGGGAGAGAACAUCUUUCAAUACCCUAUAAAUGAAACGCUUCAGGCAAACCACGCUCCUGUACCAGUUUUUCAGGUAGCUCUGCGAUGAUUUUAUGGAGAUUACAUGGAUGCUGUGCUAGACUAUUGACAACUACAUGUUUUGGAACAGCUGCCUCAAAUACAUCAUUUCCAACAGCUUGGAAGCCAUUGGCACAACAUUUUGACAGACUCUCUGGACUUUGUAUAGAGGUUCAAAGAAAUAGUUCCUUUAGGAUGCCUGAAACUGUAGAGAAUAAAUCUAAUCCUGAACUAUAUUCACCAAAUCCUGAUGUACGUGGAAUGACAAUACUCGACAGAGCUGCUUUCAAAAAAACAAUUACUGUUCCUGUUCUCAAGGUGAAAAAAGAAAUAAUAAACAGGCUGUUGAAAUCUCUGAAACACAUGGUGCUGCAGCAGGCGGGUCUGAAGCGAGUGAUUGAUGAUCCAGAAGAUGAACACCAUAAACUUGUUUUGUUGGAUCCCCAUAAAAUGUCAUCAGAAGGUUCCCUGGGAGAAGCUGACCGAAAAAUAUUAAAACAGUUUGAUAUUAUUCCUGAACUAUCCAAGCAUGACGUGGAAUUCACUUAUGACUGUUUCAAGGCAGAGGAAAUCUUCCAAGCAGUGCUCCCAGAAGGCCAAGAUGUCACCUCUGGAUUUAGCAGAGUUGGCCAUAUAGCUCACUUGAAUCUCAGAGAUCAUCAGCUGCCCUACAAACAUUUGAUUGGCCAGGUUAUCAUUGACAAAAAUCCAGGAAUCACCUCUGUAGUAAAUAAAAUCAACACCAUUGAUAAUACUUACCGAAAUUUUCAAAUGGAGAUCCUAGCUGGGGAGACCAACAUGAUGACAAAGGUUAAAGAAAACAGCAUCCAAUAUGAAUUUGACUUCUCCAAAGUGUAUUGGAACCCACGCCUGAGCACAGAGCACAGCCGCAUCGUCGACCUGUUAAAGCCGGAGGAUGUUCUGUUUGAUGUUUUUGCUGGGGUUGGACCUUUUGCCAUCCUAGCAGCCAGGAAGAAGUGCAGAGUAUUUGCAAACGAUCUAAACCCUGAAUCCUACAAAUGGCUUCAACACAACUGUAAACUGAACAAGGUGGACAGAACAAUACAAGUCUUUAACAUGGAUGGCCGGGAUUUCCUCAGGGGGCCCGUGAAAGAACAGCUAACCGAAGAGCUCUCGCUUUCAACAAAAGAAAAGAAAAACUCUCUACAUAUAGUCAUGAAUUUGCCAGCUUUGGCUAUUGAAUUUCUGGAUGUUUUCAAGCAUCUCUUAGACGGGGAACCAUGCAGCUCCAAUCUCCUUCCCACAGUGCACUGUUACAGCUUCUCCAAACACGAUAAUCCUGCCAAAGACAUUCAAGACAAAGCAGAAGCUUUCUUGGGAACAUCCUUAGAGGGACGCUGUUCUAUUCGCCUGGUGAGAAAUGUGGCACCAAGUAAGGAAAUGCUGUGCAUUAGUUUCCAGGUCCCAGCUGAUGUGCUGUACAAGAGGCAGUGCCCUACUGAAGUGAGUCCAGAGGAACCGGCCUCUAAACGUCUGCGCCCAAAUGGAGAUUCUUCUGAAGAAAAAUCAAUCAGUUGACAAGAGCACUGACCAGUCCUUUGUCAUUAAUUCGUGGAAGACACAGUAACGCAGGUUGGGUACCUCCAGCCUUCAGGCUAAUCAAGGCGGGCUGGGUUCUUCCUUGAGCUAAGACAACACAGUGUCCUAAUGGGUAAAGUCUGCGCUGCAUCUUUUUUUUGUGAACAGCCUGCUCCCUGGUGGCUUUUGUUUUUGUUUAAUUCCAGCAUCAAAGCGAUGAAAUCAUUUAUUUUAUUGCACAGGAUAUUAAACUUUAUUUCCUCAUUUUAUAACAGUUCUAUUGUCCAGGUCCUUCCUUAAGAAAGGAAGAGCAAAGUGUGGUGUGCUAACCCAGACUAGGCAUGUCUUCUGGUUCAGCUUUAUGCAGCUUAUGGCAGGGUGGCACCUGAACACAGACAUUUCAUUCCGACUUGAAGCUGUGGAAACGUGAAACCUUUCUGCGAUGAUGCCGAAUGUGCAAGGCCACCUGAAUUGGCACAGUCUGGCUGGGUGUCCCUUGGCUUCUCAGGCAGAUCCUGUGUGUCUAAGUAAAGACAGCUUUGAAAAACAUGCUCUGAGGUCCAGGUAAAUGCACAGAUUUGUACCUGUGCUGCACUAGUGAUCACUGGUAUUAAGAGGAGGGGCUUAGAGCUCCAUGCUUUUAGCUAAAGGUGGAAGGACCCUGCCGUAUUACUGUACUGACUACUAAAUGACCAUCAGCAUGCAACGAUAGAUUUGGUACAAGCUUGGCGUAUAGGGCACAAUUACCCACACUCCCCUUUAUUUCAUGGACCCCACAAUCUCCUGGUCAUUCUCCUACAUCUCUCUUCAUUUGUGACUUCUGUGAGCCCUUCAGAGGAUGCUCCUCUUCCCCUCAAGCUUUCAGUGUGGGCUUCACAAGGCUCUGCCCUUGAACCCUUCCAUUCUCCUUCUUACCUUCUCAUGGGUCAUCAGUCUGUUUCUCUGACAUCUAAGUGUUUGUACUCUGUUCAGCUAAAAUGGGACCCCAUUUCCACUUCCAUCUUUCUCCCUUGCUCUGGGGAACAUCACCAUCCUGCCUGUCACUUGGGCCCACCUGGGCAUCAUCUUUGACCCCGUUUCUAUGUUUUCACAGCCAGACUAUAUCUAAAUCUUGCUUUUGCAUACCCUCUCAAAGCAGGACCUUUCCUCUGCUGCACGCACUUAGAACUCCCUUGACCAGGCUCUUAUCUCACAUCUCUGGUUUGGCAAAUGCAGUCUUGAACCACUCACAUCUACCCAAAGUGCUACUGCAAAGCUACAUUUCCUAGUCCUUGUGGACUGCCUGCUUUGCUCCAUUGGCUGCUUGUCUUAUUAUGCACUCUCAAACCCUUCCUUCCCUGUAUCCAUCAUUGUGCUUUCAGCAUCAAACUCUUAACAAUUACCUCCAUCAUCCUCCUUGCUACACUGACAUCCUUGCGCUUUCUCCCAUGCUCCCCUCAUGCUCUUGGAAACACCUGCAAAGCCACUUUGCUCCCCUUCAGAUCCCUCCUUAAAAGACUUGUUUGCAGUGAUGCUUACAGAAGUUUGAGGGCUUCAGCUGCUGGCCUGCUGAGACCCUCACACCUGCCGCUCAGUAGCAUCUCGCCACUGCCCUGUACUUCCCCAGGGACUCACUGCUUGGGUCAUGUCUUGCAGCCUCUUCAAGUCUGUUUGCAAGAGCCUUGUCCCAUGGUUGGGGCUCCUAGGUGCUACACGAGUAGAAACCAGAGACCUGGCUUUUGUUUGCCUUCCCCUAGAAACGGGCAUGGCCCUUUUCCUAGGAUCUUGGGAACAUCUGAAUGCAACCAGAGGGAAAUGGUCAGGGGCAGGGUAUUGGCUCUGUCCUCAUCUCUCCCCCAGCACCUUGUAUGGCAGCAGGGAGCAACCGUGUUAGCAAGCUUGUUGCAAAUGAGCUCCACACCCUCUCCAAGUGCCAAUCUGAUCCCCUUCCUCUGUCCUAUCUGUUGCUCUGCUUUCUGCUUCCUGUCCUGUGCUCCCUUCCUGAUCUGCUGCUUUACCUUCUGCUUGCUGCCCUAUCUGCUACCACAUUGCCUGUCCCCUCCCUGAUCUGCCACGUGCUACACGCAGACGCUGCCUGUGCCACAGGUUGGCCACCCCCGUUGUAUGGUGGUUGGAGAUUGCGUCUACAUGAUGUGUGUGAGGAAUCGACAAUUUGGGGGAUUCCUGUGGUAAAUGACCACUUGCAAAUGCAGGGGGCUGGGCCCUGUGGCUCAAGAGAGCCUUCCAUUGUACUUCAUAUGUAAUUUAAGGUGUUUAAAUAUAAUUGUAUUUAGGCACAUUGAAGGCCACGGUUUCGAAAUAUUCAGUGCAGACUCGUGUGUAAUUACGGUCUCUGCUCCCAGAAACAGAACCUUGCACUGACUCUUGCUGGCAAGGUAACUAAUUGCUUGCACGUAUGAGCUGCCUGUCUCUGCAUUCACAUUAAGCGCAGGAAGGCAGCAAGCAGUUGCGUUCAGAGGGCCGAUGAGCUGGAGCUUAAAAAGGGAACUCCCACAUAACCAGAGGAAGAGGGGAGGAAGUUCUCUCCUUCUCCACCUACACUAACCCAAAGCAGGUCACGCUUGCAUCGCUAGCUUUGUGCCCAGAAUGGCCCAUCCACAGGACAGUGCGGAUGCCUGUUAAGAUGCCCAAGGCUCCACCUCUUCCACAACGGUUUUUGGGCUUCCCUCCCUCCCCCUGAAGGGGACCAGCGGUAGUAAAGGUUGUGGGGUCGGGAGUAUCCUGAAGGUCGGGCCUGGGAGAGCAGAUGUGGGCAGGUGGAGGAGGAUGUGUCCUGUGGGCAUGCCAUCCUGAACUAGAAGCCUGUUGUGCUGCUUACAGAACAGCUCCAUGGGGAAAAACUACCGCAAGGAAGUUAAAGGCUUUUUCCCUUCCUGGCCAUGUAGUUUGGCUUCCUUCACCAACUAGAAUGACCUGCAGUGGGAUUAACCAGCACUUCAGCUGCUUCUGCAGGCACGGAGGUGAAAGGUUCGCAACCAGAGAUCUUGCUUCUGUUUCGGACACUGGUAUCUGAUGUCACUCAUUUUGUGAAGUCUCCGAGUAGUGUCUCCUCACCUGUGGCCGGCAGCAGGAACUGAACGUGCUAGCUGAGCUGGGGGGGGGGGAAACUAGCUUUCUGGGAAGAAAACACAAGCUUGAAUACUGACAAGACGAGUUAUAACCAAAAUAGCAUUUACAUGCGUGUGCCAAUGCAACCCUGCAGUAAGAGCAAAAAAACCACACGAUUCAAUAAAAAGUCUGGCUUUAUUUUCUAAAAAA
Alligator sinensis (Chinese alligator) is the source of this 4992-nucleotide messenger RNA. It is a transcript of the gene TRMT5, whose product is annotated as tRNA methyltransferase 5. Gene Ontology annotation, cellular component: cytoplasm; mitochondrial matrix. NCBI's taxonomy places the organism in Eukaryota, Metazoa, Chordata, Crocodylia, Alligatoridae. Gene Ontology annotation, biological process: tRNA N1-guanine methylation; mitochondrial tRNA methylation. The record is from RefSeq and is a predicted model, not a curated record. Bases 223 to 1734 code for a protein of 503 amino acids. The transcript has 5 exons.